AGGCCCAACAUUGUGCUGCUGAUGGCGGACGACCUUGGGGUGGGGGACUUGUGCUGCUACAGUAACAACACAGUGAGCACACCGAAUAUCGACCGCCUGGCAAACGAGGGCGUGAGGCUCACCCAGCACUUGUCAGCUGCUUCCGUAUGCACCCCGAGUCGGGCUGCCUUCCUGACGGGCCGGUACCCCAUCCGAUCAGGAAUGGCAUCUCGCUUCAACCUGAACCGCGAGCUCACCUGGCUCGGAGGCUCGGGUGGUCUGCCCGCCAAUGAAACGACUUUUGCCACACUGCUGCAGCAUCGCGGCUACCGCACGGGGCUCAUAGGCAAGUGGCACCAGGGUUUGAGCUGUGCCUCUCGGGAUGAUCACUGUUACCACCCCCUCAACCAUGGGUUUGACUACUUCUACGGGCUGCCCUUUGGCCUGAUAAGCGAUUGUCAGACGUCCAAGACUCCAGAGCUGCACCGCUGGCUCAGGAUCAAACUCUGGAUCUCCACGGUGGUGCUCAGCCUCGUCCCCCUCCUGCUCCUCAUCCCCAAGUUCGCCUGCUGGUUCGCCGUUCCGUGGAAGGUCAUCCUCACCUUCGCUCUUCUUGCCUUCCUGUUUUUCAUUUCCUGGUACUCCAGUUACGGGUUUACUCGGCGUUGGAACUGUAUUCUUAUGAGAAACGAUGAUAUCAUCCAGCAGCCGAUGCGGGAGGAAAGAGUGGCUUCCCUAUUGCUGAAGGAGGCACUUGCCUUUAUCGACAGGUAUAAACGCAGCCCCUUCCUCCUCUUUGUGUCCUUCCUGCAUGUCCACACUCCACUGAUCACCAAAGAGAAGUUUGUGGGGCACAGUAAAUACGGACUCUAUGGGGAUAAUGUCGAAGAAAUGGAUUGGAUGGUGGGUAAGAUCCUGGAGACCCUGGACCAGGAGCACCUGGCCAACCACACGCUGGUGUACUUUACCUCAGACAACGGGGGUCGCCUGGAGGUGCAGGAAGGCGAGGUCAAGCUGGGUGGUUUCAAUGGGAUCUACAAAGGUGGCAAGGGGAUGGGCGGAUGGGAAGGGGGCAUUCGUGUCCCAGGAAUAUUCCGGUGGCCGACAGUCCUGGAGGCUGGGAAAGUGAUUGACGAACCAACGAGCCUAAUGGACAUUUACCCGACACUGUCUUAUAUAGGUGGAGGGAUAUUGCCCCAGGACAGAGUCAUCGAUGGUCGGAACCUAAUGCCCCUGCUGGAAGGCAGGGUGUCCCACUCGGAGCAUGAGUUCCUCUUCCAUUACUGUGGGGUCUACCUGCACACAGCCAGGUGGCAUCAGAAGGACUGUGCAACAGUGUGGAAGGUCCAUUACGUGACCCCCAAGUUCUCCCCAGAUGGAGCUGAUGCCUGCUAUGGGAGUGGAAUCUGUUCGUGUUCUGGAGAUGUCACCUACCACGAUCCUCCCCUGCUCUUCGACAUCUCCAGAGACCCUUCUGAGGCCCGACCUCUUAACCCUGACAAUGAAGCAUUGUUUGACUCUGUGGUCAAGAAAAUCGAGGCGGCCAUCAAAGAGCAUCGCAGGACACUCACACCUGUCCCACAGCAGUUCUCGGUGUUCAACACCCUCUGGAAACCAUGGCUACAGCCCUGCUGUGGGACUUUCCCCUUUUGUGGGUGUGACAAAGAAGAUGACGUCCUUUCCACUGCUCGGUGAGUGGAAAGGGGACACUUGUUACCCACCACCAACACACUGUUACAGAGGUCAUGGGAAGAACUCUCAGCUGACUCAUUCAUUCCAUGUGGGACAAAUAAUUAUGCCCUCCACCAUUUUUUUUUAAGCCCUCAGAUUUCAGUUCUUUCUUCAAGUCAUGGUCCAGGAGCUCAGUGAAUUGAAAGUGGACCUGGACACCAGUGCACCUAGAGUAGAGCAUUUGUGGUGUCAUGUCUUUAUAUACCGUGUCAUUGUUCAAGCAAAAAGAUAGACCAAGGUGACCUUCUGCAGAUUCUUAUGGAUCUGUGGUUCUUAGAAGGUGAUUAGAAGUGGUAGGUCUGAUGGCAUUGUUUUUAUGCGGUUAUGGUAGAAACUUCUACUUGCGGAUCCUCAACCCAGACAUCUUAUUUUUGUCAUCAGUGAUGAUAAGUAUUUUGUUUCAGCCUGAAGCAGACAGUGUACGUAACACUGGAAGUGAUGUCAUACUCAUUUCCACUCCUUGAUUUCCUGUCUUUUCAUUUUUCCUUCUCUUCCUGUCUUACAAAAUGCCUCUCUACAGGUCUUGGGUCUUCUUCCUGUUAACCUUUGAUUGGGGAGGACUUGUUGCGUCUUGGUGUUUUUAUGUGCAA
Molecule: messenger RNA, 2300 nt
Organism: Mirounga angustirostris (Northern elephant seal)
Lineage: Eukaryota; Metazoa; Chordata; Mammalia; Carnivora; Phocidae
Gene: ARSH
Product: arylsulfatase family member H
Exons: 9
Coding region: 22-1674 (550 amino acids)
Molecular function (GO): arylsulfatase activity
Source: RefSeq, a predicted model, not a curated record